AUGAGCCUCUUGAAUUCAAUCCAACCACCGCCAGCUGGUCCGUUGAAUCAAGCUGGCUCUUCGUCGUGGAAAAGAAAAGGAUCAGAUGAUGAAAAUGAAGAUCAUGAUUCAAAUGUUAAAAAACCAAGAUAUUCUUGGUACGUUACAUUGGAGAACGAAUCACCACUAGGAACUGAUGAAAGUGAUACUGAAUCUAUGUACAGUGUACAAGAUCAAGAGACUGAUACCUCUACUACAUGGAUCAGUACCUCCAAUGAUAACGCAAACAUAGCAGUUGAAGUUGAAUUUGAAUUAGCAGCAUCUGAAACUGAAUCUGAUAACCCAUACUAUGAUCGAAUAUCAUCAUCUGAUCCCGAGGAUGUAUCUGCAGUUGAAGUCAUGUUAUCUCGGAAUAGCUUAAGUAGCUCAAUCUCUGACUAUUCCGAAGAAACUGAUGAGUCAAUCGCGUCUGUUGACAGUGACUUUGGCCGUCUUUAUUUCUAUCGAUGCAUACAGUGCCGUGAGGAAAAAGCAAAUCCUCAAUUCACGCACUGUGAAAAAUGUUUCCAACUCAAAAAAAAUUUCUUUCCACCACGACCGAAACGGAAACGACGUAAGAAAAAAUUAGACGGUUUGAAAAGCACUGAGGAGAGCGGUGAAUCAUCGUCAGUGGCAACGUCUUCCCAUGUACAGUCAAUUACCCAUUUUGACUCGGGUUUGGGAAUGAGUCAAAGCGAUUCCGCAAACGGGAGUCAAUGCGAGUCAAUAAUCGCUAGUAAUGAUUCGACUAUCGGUAGCCAAAGUCAAUAUGACUCGGCGAUCGGUAGUCAAAGUCAAAGUGAUUCGGCUUCAUUUAUUGACAGCCAGCAAUCAGUUUCUGAAGUAGAUAACGAUAAUCAAAUCUCAUCAGACUUAUUGUUUAACGUCGAUACAGUUGAUUACAAUAAAUCUUCAACUUCCGUAUGGCUAAAAUCUUACUCACCAAAUAAUUGUUACAAAAGUAGUAGCAGUGAGAUCAGUAUAAUUGAUGACGGUAAAAAAAACGAUAAGUCUGAUGAUACCGAUAGCAAGCUAUGUCAUGUUUGCACAGUUAAACCAAAAGACGGAGCUUUUGUACAUGGAAAAAUUUUGCAUAUAUACAGCUGUUAUACUUGUGCGAUUAAAACUUGGAAGCGCACUAGGCGUUGUCCAAUUUGUCAGCGUCAAGUUAAAAAUGUAUCAAAGCUCAUUUUUUCUUGA
This is a messenger RNA of Cotesia congregata, 1218 nucleotides long. NCBI's taxonomy places the organism in Eukaryota, Metazoa, Arthropoda, Insecta, Hymenoptera, Braconidae. The record is from the annotation of a GenBank genome assembly.